AUUUUUUCCUUUUAGAAAUAAAUUCUAAAAUAAAAUUGUAUGUUCCAGAUAGAAAUUAUAACAUGUAUUAUCAUAUUAGUUUAAACUUCAAAAUUAUAAGUAAUGAUUAAGAUAAAUAAUAAUAAUUUAAGAUUAUUUUAUAAGUAUUGGUUUCAACUUCUUUUAAAGUAUUGGGGUUUAUGUAGAAAUAUACAAAGUUACGGGCCUAUUUCGAAGCAUCUUUAUCUUUAAUAAGUUCGGAGAGUUCUAAAGAGAGAAAAAAAAACUGUUAGACGAAGCAUCGAGAGAUAUAGCAAUGAUCCUACUUUCGGUUAGUUCCUCUUCAUCAUCUCCCAUCGCCGCCGUCUUCUCCGUCGCGCUUCUUCUGUUCUACUUCUCUGAAGCUACUCUAGGAGCUCCUUGUCCGAUCAAUGGGUUGCCAAUAGUGAGGAAUAUAAGUGAACUUCCUCAGGAUAACUAUGGAAGAUCAGGCCUUUCCCACAUGACUGUUGCUGGCUCAGUGUUGCACGGAAUGAAAGAGGUUGAGAUAUGGCUUCAGACGUUUGCUCCAGGCUCAGGGACGCCGAUUCACAGGCACUCUUGUGAAGAGGUUUUCGUUGUCCUUAAAGGCAAUGGUACUCUGUAUCUCGCUGAAACACAUGGAAGUUUCCCUGGGAAACCUAUUGAGUUUCCAGUCUUUGCCAACAGUACUAUUCAUAUUCCCAUCAAUGAUGCUCAUCAGGUCAAGAACACUGGUCAUGAGGACCUGCAGGUGUUGGUUAUUAUAUCUCGGCCGCCCAUUAAAGUCUUCACCUACGAUGACUGGUUUAUGCCACACACUGCUGCGAGGUUAAAGUUCCCUUACUACUGGGAUGAGCAAUGCCUCCAAGAAUCGCAAAAAGACGAGCUUUAAUAAAGUAAAUGAAUGUUCACUCUUUGAAACUCUCAGUCUUAUUGUUUUUGAAAAAUAUGUAACUGAGCAACAUCUUACCUACACCAUUAGUCUGUACUUCGUAGUCUUUUCAUAAACAAGUUAAUGCGAUCUAUAGUUUUAUUUGUCAACACA
Messenger RNA from Brassica rapa (field mustard), 1045 nucleotides. RefSeq names its product auxin-binding protein 1. Lineage: Eukaryota; Viridiplantae; Streptophyta; Magnoliopsida; Brassicales; Brassicaceae. Gene Ontology annotation, biological process: unidimensional cell growth; positive regulation of cell size; positive regulation of cell division. The record is from RefSeq and is a predicted model, not a curated record. Gene Ontology annotation, molecular function: auxin binding.